This is a messenger RNA of Cooperia oncophora, 792 nucleotides long. The record is from the annotation of a GenBank genome assembly. Lineage: Eukaryota; Metazoa; Nematoda; Chromadorea; Rhabditida; Trichostrongylidae.
AUGCAAGCACUUGGUGGUAUGCGAAUGGUAUCGAUUGAACAGUUUGCUGAAGGAAUAGGACAAAUGAUCCUCAGUGGACACUUGGGACGAGUUUUCGACCGAAUCAGCAGGAAAACAGCAAUCAUGUCCGUCAUUCCUGUGAAUAAUCUGAGCAUCGUGUUGGCUGCUGCAAUGUUCAUUGGUCUCAACGCCACGCUAACAGCACUGGAUCAGCUGACAAACGUGAUUUCACCGAUCAUCACCGGGGUCCUUGUAACAGCAUGGAAUCUCCGUGUCACCUGCGCUAUUUUCGGUGGAUUUAGUUUAGUAUCAAUGGCAUCAAAAUCGUUCUUCUUAAGAGCGUUGUAUGUACGAAAGCCAAAACUCGCUCAUAAGGAUCGGAAGGAGACAAAUGAAAAAGCUAAAGAGAUAAAGUCGAUCAGUUCGAGAGUUGCCGCAGUGCUUGAGAGCAUUCCAGACGUUCUGCGGACGUACGUCCGUCAAACAGUGAUUGCCGCAGCGUUCGGCAUGGCACUACUGUUCAUGACUGUGAUGGGAUUCGAUGGUCUAGCUGUGGGAUAUGGACAAUCAGCUGGCCUGCCGGAUUAUGUGCUUGGCGCAUUUAGAUCCUAUGGAUCAGCAAUGGGGAUUUUCGGUGCACUUUCAUAUGCAUUCUUCGAACGUCGUCUAGGAGUACGGAAAACAGGUCUACUCGGACUAACGGUGAGAUUCGUUCGUUCAAAUAGUGAAGGAGCGUAUCAGCAGAAGUUGUGUGAAAAGCUGAUGCGCCAAAGCUACACUAAAUAUUCAUGA